GGGGGGUGUUUCAUCAACAUUUGUCGGCGGAAAACUGUCAGCGCUGACUAAAUCUGUCAGCGCUGACAAAUGGUCAGCGCUGACUAAAAACCGUUUCACGAAGCUCUAUAACAAGCUCUGACAAAUUGUCAGCGGACUUUUAAUCUUCAAUCGAGUGGGACGAGAAUUCUGACUAAUUAGGCCACGCCCACCCUCUUUAUUUCGCUUCACCGUCGUCUGCGACAAUCAUCAUACAAUGAACCCAACUUCUAUGCCGAAAUGGUUUUUCGUAGAAAUCCCGUAAAUUUACAGAGCGACUUGUUGCAGUACCAAAUGCUUGUCUUCUUUGAGUAUGUGCUUGAAACAAAAUGUCCUGGAGAGAACAGACCACCACAAGAGAAGAGAUUGAGAAGGAGGGUUUCCUGUGGAGAGAUGGGGUGCCUUGAGGUUCCAGUCUUGAUGUUCUGCCCCUUACCUCAUAGCGGUGGCCUCUUGUGCCCAACAAUAUAGGAGCAAAGCACAAUCGACUGGUGGUGGACCCCAGCCAAAAUGUCAUGACCAUCACUAGAUGGUGCUGGAGGCACUGCCAGCACAACCAAUCCAGGGCUGCUAUGGUAGUGAAGCCGAAGCCGGAAAUGGAAUGUCCUUGUUGAUUGAAUCAAAACAGCAUCAAGAGAACCAACAUUUUCCAGAGACUCAGCAGCAACAACCAACAACAGCAGCUGCAACAACAGCAGCAACAACAACAGCAGCAACAGCAGCAGCAACAACAACAUCAACAGCAGCAGCAACAGCAUCAGCGCAGCACCAGCAGCAGCAACCUGGACAACAACAGAGAUGGCAGCAGCAACGUCGACAACAUGGACAACAAAGAAAAUGCACAGUUGAUGGACAGCUGGAGCUGUUGGAGAUUGAGAGGGAGAUAUUUGUAAUAUAAAAAUUGAGGUUUAAAAGGAAAAAUAGCAAGUAAUGAUAAGAUACAGAAAUCAAUACUAGAAAAUGAACUGUAAAUUUUCUUCAUCAUUUUAACUGCAUUUUUCAACCUUUGAGGUUUUUUUUUCUCUCAGUAGUUUAAGUAGAUCUCAAGGUAUAGAUCUAUUGAUCUAGAUUAAGUAGUUUGUUCUUUGAAAAUUGAUGGAAAAUUGACACAACAAAUGUCAUUCUGAUUUUAUUUUAUUAAUAAAUUCCGUUCAAUUGAGAAGGCCCUUUAACAUUAAUUUCAGCUGUUGUUGUGUGUUUAUUUUAAUUUCGUUGUCUCUACCAAAA
Molecule: messenger RNA, 1245 nt
Organism: Strongylocentrotus purpuratus (purple sea urchin)
Lineage: Eukaryota; Metazoa; Echinodermata; Echinoidea; Camarodonta; Strongylocentrotidae
Product: regulatory protein zeste-like
Exons: 5
Coding region: 548-916 (122 amino acids)
Source: RefSeq, a predicted model, not a curated record